Molecule: messenger RNA, 4738 nt
Organism: Pimephales promelas (fathead minnow)
Lineage: Eukaryota; Metazoa; Chordata; Actinopteri; Cypriniformes; Leuciscidae
Gene: phldb2a
Product: pleckstrin homology-like domain, family B, member 2a
Biological process (GO): regulation of microtubule cytoskeleton organization
Cellular component (GO): basal cortex
Source: RefSeq, a predicted model, not a curated record
UGCCGCACUCACACUCACUCAGCAUCGCGUCUGUCCUCUAUUGUCAUGCUAAACUGGUCGGACACAGAGAGGACCGACCGCGCAUCAUCCUCCUCCUGAUGCUUUGUCAAUGGGACACUAAAUAAAGGGUGUACUCUUUCUUUUUUUCUGUUUCAACCACCCAGAAGAGGCAAAUCACAUGAAGAACAUGCUGCCAGAAAAGACUGCAGGACCCGCACUGUCCCUCAGCACGGACACAACAAAGUUUCAUUCCAAUGGCGGCACAUUGGUUGGAUCCUGUGUUCGUGGCACACGCUCCAAGGCAGAGCUUCAGGAGUUGAUGGAGAGCUUGCAGCGCAGGAAGUCCGCUCUGGAGGCCAGCUUAAAGGCUACAUCUGACCGCGGUUACCUCACCUUAUCCCCCCCUCCCAGUCCCCAAUCAGCUUCUUCCUAUCUACAGGACCGUCCACCCCUUUCUAUUCGAGUUCCCUCCCCUUACACACCCUCCAGCAGCCUGAGCAUGCCACCAUCACCCCACCAAUCAGAGCGCCCCAUUAGUCCAGUCCCAAGCCAAACCCGUGGCCGGCACCAAUGGCAGGACAACCUGUUGAUUUGCCACCCUUUAGAAGGACGAAAUCCCAACACUGCCGGCUCACUCCUUUCCAUGUGGAACGGCACGACUGACGCUCUUCCUUCAUCCCGCCGAGGUCCGAGUGGUGCAGCCAGCAUGCCCUCCAGCCCUCGCUUGGGGCGCAGACUGCUAACACGAGACGGGGAGUCCACUGUUGAACCGUUGCUCCGCCAGAGGAAAUACUCCACCGGCUCUCUGAAUGGCCUGGGCGGACACAGUCUCUCUCUGCCCAGGUUGUAUCGAGGAGACGCCCCAGUGCUUUCUUUGCCACCCCGGCGUACCACCAAACCACGCCGCAGCCUCCCAUCCUUGGAGAAACCACCCGAUGUGACUGUGAUAGCCAACGUGACCAGCGGCUCUCGCCGGGCCAGCCUUUGCUCUGUGGGAUCGGCCCCAUGUUUGGAUCUAGGAGUAGGGGAAAGGCGGUUGUCGUUUGGUAAAGGAGGCCUGGGGCCGAGAAGGGGCAGUAUCAGUUCUCUCAGUGGAAAAGAAGAGCUCAGAGAUUAUCAUCAGAGACAAAGAGAUGAGAGACUUCGAGAACAGGAAGUGGAAAGACUGGAGCGCCAGCGUCUCGAGACCAUCCUGUCCCUGUGCUCUGAGCUGGGCCGGUCCGAUCUGUGCCAGGUGGAGACCGAUUCGGGUGUCUCGGCCGUGUCGGACCUGCAGAAGAUCAACCGAGAGCUGGAGAAGCUGCAGGUGUCCGAUGAUGAAUCUGUGUUCUCGGACUCUGCGGCGGUGUCUCUGGACAGUGGGUAUCUGGGUAAGGGUCGGACGGAGAUACUGACUCAGAGACAGCGCAGACUCAGCGGACACAGGGAGACCAGGCCUCAGUCACCCACCACCAGCCUACGAAGCUCAGCGCCCUCUCCACAUCUCCGCAGCAAGCAGGUUUCUGAAGACAGGCAGCUGAGGCAGGAAGUGACACGUAUAGAAGAGGAGAGGAUUCAGGUGUUUAACAACAUCGAGGAACUUGAACAGAAGAUCCGAGAUCUAGACACACAGAUGGACGAGUCUAUCAGAGAGAUGGAGGUGGAGAGAGCUCUUUUAGAUGGCGAGCAGGAGGCAGAGGUCACUCAGCUACAGAGCGAUAAAGAAACGCUGGAGCAGCUCAACCAAAAAAUGGGGAACAUGGAGAAAAACGCUCAAAGAAAUCACACUCAGGACAAAGCCUGGUUGGAGGCUGAGAGAGUUAAAGUAGAGAGACUAGCUGAGCUGAUUUCAGAGCAGAAGACCCAGUUGGACACCUGUCCUGAAGCACUGAAGGAGCAGCUACAGAUUCAGCUAUCCAGGCUCUGGAAAUACCAUUUUUUCUUGUUGGACACUGAAGCUUUAGAAGCGGAAACGAAGCGUUUUGAAGAUUUGGAGUUUCAGCAGCUGGAAAAAGAGAGCCAUCAAGAUGAAGAGAAGGAGACGCAGACGCAGCAACUCCUCAGAGAGAUUGCAGAAUAUCAGAGAUCUGUUGUCACUCGCAAGGAGAGGCUACUUACCCUGAAGAAGCAGUCGACCCAGAUUACCCAGCAGGCACAGCGGGAAAAGGAGAACUUCUUGAAAGAGAAGAGCAACCUCAUUUAUAUGCUGCAAAGGGAACGAGAAAACCUUUCAUCUUUAGAGAGGAAGUACUCUGAGCUGACAGGUGGUCAGGCAUUUCCUCUUAACCCUGUGUCCAUGAAGGAGCACUUUCGCUCUCUGGAGGAGAGGAGGCGGAGUAACGGCAGUAAAGAGGGCGGAGUUCUGCUGAGUGACAGCGGGAUGUCCCGUAAAAGAGAGAGGCAGAGCUCUGGGACCUUAAACUCCGCCCUUAAUCGCAGUCUGUCUCCCAAGGUCAGACAACAGAUACGGCACAUCGGAAAACCCCAUAUGCCGCUGUCUCAAAGCUCUAGCUGUGGUAGUGUACUCCCCCGCACCCUGUCCGUCACCUCCCGAGAUCUGGACACUCGCCGUCUGCUCAAGGCAGGUCAAAUGUAUCUGAAUGACGAGAGGCAGAGAUUGAGUGAGAUGUCCAAUAGAGCGGUUUCUGAGACAAACGUCUUCCUGGAGCCGUUCCACUACCUGGACAACGGACACAACUUUGACACAAUGAGCGUGGACAGUACAGAAAGCCUGGAGACCAGCAUUUCCGCCUGUUCACCGGACAACAUCUCAAACGCUAGCACAGCUAACAUGGCGAAGAUAGAGGAGAUGGAGCGCAUGCUAAGAGAAGCUCAAGCUGAGAAGAACAGACUGCUGGAGCACAGGGAGCGGGAGAUGGAGCUGCGCAGACAGGCUCUUGAAGACGAGAGGAGGAGGAGGGAGGACUUGGAAAGGAGACUGCAGGAAGAGACAAACCGCCGACAGAAACUAGUGGAGAGAGAGUCUCGUCCUUUGACACGUUAUCUCCCAGUGAGAAAGGAUGAAUUUGACCUGAGAGGUCACAUCGAAGCAGCGGGUCACCAUCCGGAAACUUGUUUUCACCUAGCCAUCACCGAGAAGACCUGCAGGGGGUUCUUGGUCAAAAUGGGUGGAAAAAUCAAAACGUGGAAGAAGCGCUGGUUCGUCUUUGACCGCAAUCGAAGGACGUUGGCAUAUUAUGCUGAUAAACAUGAGACCAAAAUGAAGGGUGUUAUCUACUUCCAAGCCAUUGAGGAAGUGUAUUACGACCACCUAAAGAACGCACACAAGAGCCCAAACACCUCCCUGACGUUCAGUGUGAAGACGCACGACCGGGUUUAUUACAUGGUGGCUCCUUCCCCAGAAGCCAUGAGAAUCUGGAUGGAUGUUAUCGUCACUGGAGCGGAGGGAUACACACACUUCCUGGUGUGAGCAGAGUUACACUUUUAUGAUUUUCUUUUAUCAGGACUGAUCGUGAAGAGUGUGCGUUUGCAGUCAUCCGUGACCUAGUUUGGAAAACUGGUGCUUUACCCACUGCGUCCUGUCCUGAGUUUACAGAGGCAGCUUUUGGACUUCAGAGGUACCAACUCUUGAAUUUUCACCCCGUUUUCUUCACUUCAGGGGUGAGACGUAGAACAGCACUGUAAAUAAGAAAUCCCUCACUGGUCCACACGCUUCACAAACGUGCCGACUCAUAAUGAAGCUUUGACAUGGAUAUACCUCAAGGAAAUAACUGGUCGUGCUUAUUAAAAAUGAGACACCAAAGUCAAAGUGUUCCUGGUGUGCCAUACAGACUCUUACAAACAUCAGGGUAUUGUUCAGUGCUGUUUUUGUAACCAACAGUACUGAGUAACUUGAAUUUAGAAAUGUUAUUCGCCAUGCAAUUUACAUUAUUUGCUUUUUUACCAAGUGCCUUAUUUUGUCAAUAUCUGAUGAGUAUAGCUAUAUAUUUUGCUACAAGACUUGUAGAAGGACAUAAACAGACUGUUUAUUAUAAGUGUUUUUUGUACUGACCUAUUGAGGGAUGCAGAAAUGACAUAUUUUUGUAGGUUAGCAUCACCCUGGUUCCCUCGACAAAAACAAAAUGGGAUUUUUAUUCCAUUGGCUUUUGGAUUAUUGCAGAAAAUAAGAUAUGUGACUAUCAAAGUUAAUGAUUCUGUACACGUUUUGUGUUCACAAAUGAACAACUGUAUCGUGAAUACAAUCGGCAGGAGUCAAAAGCUAAAUGUAGGCUAUAAACGAACUACAUGGUCACAUGACUUUCAGUCUUUGUAUAAAAACAUUUCCCUGAACUUUUCAGUUAUAAUAGUUUGCAAAAGGGCAAUUAUAAAUGAGUUUACCUGUUGUUCGGCUGAUGACGUUUAAUGUCACGGACAAUCUCUUAUUUAGCCACUUGUUAUCAGCUGCCUUUUUCAUGACUCAUAUAAGCUUUUUUAAAAAAAGUGCAUUACUGAUGUAUUUUAUGUUGUAGAAUCAAACAUGAAUAAAAAAAUCAGACCUUAUUUCAGGCAUUUAACCAAAAACCCACUUAAAAAACGCUACUGAAUUGGGAAUGAUGGAACCGGAAGUGCUAAAUGCUAUUUCUGGGUUUCGGCCUGCAAAAAUACGUCAUCCCUGCAACACUUUUUGUGCCUCCCUGAUGCUCAGGAACUUAAUUUAGCACCAAAGACGAGCUAAAUUUGUGUUUCAGCAUGAUAUGAAUGUAAUGACGUACACCCAUCAGAUAAGAUGCCAUUGAAAAGUGUUUAUUUAAUAGAUAAG